Messenger RNA from Triplophysa rosa, 2052 nucleotides. It is a transcript of the gene vps33a, whose product is annotated as VPS33A core subunit of CORVET and HOPS complexes. The record is from RefSeq and is a predicted model, not a curated record. Bases 28 to 1830 code for a protein of 600 amino acids. Gene Ontology annotation, biological process: intracellular protein transport; vesicle-mediated transport. NCBI's taxonomy places the organism in Eukaryota, Metazoa, Chordata, Actinopteri, Cypriniformes, Nemacheilidae. The transcript is spliced from 13 exons. Gene Ontology annotation, cellular component: CORVET complex; lysosome.
GUGUCAUGUGAUUUUAAUGUAGUGAAUAUGGCGUCUCACUUGUCUUACGGGAGAGUUAACUUAAAUAUUUUGAGGGAGGCUGCACGGAGGGAUCUGCGUGAGUUUUUAGAUAAAUGCUCCGGGAGUAAGGCCAUUGUUUGGGACGAGUAUCUUACUGGACCUUUCGGGUUGAUAGCUCAGUAUUCACUUCUGAAGGAACAUGAAGUGGAGAAAAUGUUCACUCUUAAAGGAGGUCAUAUACCUUCUGCUGCCGUCAAGAACAUUGUGUUUUUUGUUCGACCGAGGCUGGAACUAAUGGACAUCAUCGCAGAAAACGUUGCAAGUGAGGAUAAACUCCAGCCACCACGAGAUUUUCACAUUCUGUUUGUGCCUCGCCGGAGUCUGCUGUGUGAGCAGAGACUGAAGGAGAAGGGCGUUCUCAACUCCUUUACAAACAUCGAUGAGUACAUUCUGGACCUCAUCCCGUACGACAGCGAUCUCCUUUCUAUGGAGUCUGAGAAUUCCUUUAGGGAAUGUUAUCUAGAGAAUGAUCAGACAAGCCUGUAUCACACUGCCAAGGGCCUGAUGACUCUGCAAGCGCUUUAUGGAACAAUUCCCCAGAUCUUUGGUAAAGGAGAAUGUGCAAGGCACGUGGCCAACAUGAUGUUGCGGAUGAAGAGAGAGUUUGCCGGCACGCUCAUUCCAACCCUACCCGUGUUUGAUACGCUCCUGCUGUUGGAUCGCAACGUCGACCUGCUCACACCACUCGCCACACAGCUGACUUAUGAGGGUCUCAUCGAUGAGGUCUAUGGCAUCACCAAUGGUUACGUGAAGCUGCCACCGGAGAAGUUUGCGCAGAAGAAACAGGAAGAAGGUGGAAAAGAUCUGCCCACCGAACCCAAAAAACUGCAGCUCAACUCGGCCGAGGAGCUUUACGCUGAAAUACGCGACAAGAACUUCAAUGCCGUCGGUGCAGCUCUUAGCAAGAAAGCCAAGAUCAUAUCUGCUGCGUUUGAGGAACGACACAAUGCAAAGACGGUUGGAGAGAUCAAACAGUUUGUUUCUCAGUUGCCUCACAUGCAGGCGGCUCGCAGCUCUCUGGCAAACCACACGUCUAUCGCUGAACUCAUUAAAGACAUAACAACCUCAGAAGUUUUCUUCGACAAUUUGACAGUCGAGCAGGAGUUCAUGACUGGAGUGGAUACAGACAAGGUGUGCAUGUACAUAGAAGACUGCAUUGCACAAAAAGAUCCACUUAUAAAAAUCCUGCGGCUGGUUUGCAUGCAGUCUGUCUGUAACAACGGCCUCAAACAGAAACUCCUGGACUACUAUAAGAGAGAAAUCCUUCAGACGUACGGCUACGAGCACAUUCUGACCCUCAACAACCUGGAAAAGGUUGGGUUGCUCAAGCCUCAGAGCACCAUGAGAAACAACUACCCUACAAUCCGAAAAACCCUGAAGCUGUGGAUGGAGGAUACAAACGAACAGAACCCCAACGACAUCUCGUAUGUGUACAGCGGUUACGCUCCUCUGAGCGUUCGUCUCACUCAGCUGCUGGCACGACCCGGCUGGAGGAGCAUAGAGGAGGUGCUGAAGAUGUUACCUGGUCCUCACUUUGAGGAAAGACAGCAGCUCCCCGCAGGCCUUCACAAGAAACGUCAGCCGGGUGAAAACAGAACGACUCUUGUCUUUUUCCUGGGUGGCGUGACAUAUGCCGAAGUUGCAGCUUUGAGGUUCUUGUCUCAGAUGGAAGACAGUGGGACAGAAUAUAUUAUAGCCACAACCAAACUGAUCAACGGUACCAGCUGGAUAAAGUCUCUGAUGGAUCAUCCCGAGGCUCCGUUAUUUUAAAUGAACCAUUUGUAGCUGGAUGACAUCAAUACUGUCACAGCAGCAUCAUCUUCUCAAACUUUAAUGUUGUGUAUACAUGUAUAUUUCCACAAGUUAUAUUAGUUUAUCCGUUUUUUUUCCAAGUUGUUUUUUAUGUUGCCCAAGUUAUUGAAAUAAUCCUGUGAUAAAUACUUAAGACUGUAGCUUGAGUAAACACAUUUUUUCACAUGUUCACUGUGUCAG